Thrips palmi is the source of this 1060-nucleotide messenger RNA. RefSeq lists its product as uncharacterized. The record is from RefSeq and is a predicted model, not a curated record. NCBI's taxonomy places the organism in Eukaryota, Metazoa, Arthropoda, Insecta, Thysanoptera, Thripidae.
AGGAGGUAGGCGUGUAUAUACUUCGCCGGCUUGCUCAGAGACGCGCAGGCAGCCCCCCACUCCCCACGCUUCCCCCCCUCUCGCGACGGCUGCCGAGCCGACGACAUGGCGGCAGCGUGCCGAGAAGGUUGCCGUUCGCUGUAUGCUCUGCUACUCUGAGUCAGGCGCCGCCGGCGUCCCAGAUCCCUCAUCAGUCCCCAGAGUCCAGCGAAGCUAGUCGGUCACUUUGCAGGCCGAAGGAAGAUAAACCACGAAGGACGCAGCCAUCAUGAUCUUCAUGCAGUUUCCUUCUGUGGCUGAGACGCAAGUUCAAACAACAUGCGACCCCGACAUGGAGAAGAGGAUUCGAGCAAGGCAGAGAAUGCUCUUUGAUCAGCUCCAGUCACGCUGCUAUAGGACAAAACUUCCGUGUAUAUGUCCGAAAGAUGAUUCGUACCAUGAAAAUGAAGCCGAAAUGACCAUCUUUUUGAGAAAAGUGAUAGGCGCCGUGUCCUUUGGUAAUCCAAAAAAUAAGGCUACGGAUGAAAACCAUUUCACAGGCUUUGAUGUAGAACAACUGAAGAGUAUUGACAAAGUGUUUGAGUGUUUGAAAAGCAUCAAAGAUUCGGGAGGGAAUGGCGUUGAAAUUGCUGUUAUAGUGAUUAUUUUGAUCGAAGAAGACAAGGUCACAGAAGUUCCCAUAUUUCGCGUCAAAGUAUCCAGUGAACAGGAUACCCCGAACCACUUCGUGGAUGUGUCUGCACGGUGUUACAAGAGCUUUGAAGAAUUACUCCUUAAGAACGAUUUUCCCUCAGCUCAGUUUUGCUAUCCACAAGAUGGUAUAUACUCUUUAGAUGGAGAUGAGGUAAAAGUUUUUAUUGACGACAAUCCAGCGGCUAAGGAGCGGGGUGCAGUAGCUCGGCUUUCCGAAUAUGCUAAACCUAUUGUUUACGCAUCUGCUGCAGCUUUGAAUACCUUAACUGGCUACUGGAAUAAAGAAGUAGCAGUGAGACUUCCACGUUCAUCUGGUUUGAGGGAAGGUUUCCCAUUUUUGAUGACCCCAGGAACAUUGCCUAGCGCA